CCGGCGCGCCGCCGCCCGGGCCGGGGUCGUGGCGCGUCAGCGCUUCCGGCCGCGCCCGGGGCUGAGCGGGAGCAGCGGCCGGGAACGGAACGGGAACCGAGCGGGGACGGAACGGGAACCGAGCGGGAACCGUGCCUUCGCUGGGAUCCAGCUCCGCUCCAUCCCUGUCCCAGGGAUUCCUGGCAAGUCAGGCUUGGCGUUUAGGCUCUCGUGGGCUUCCAGCUCGGUGGCCGCGCCGAGGAGCCGGCGAUGGCUCCGAGGUGGGCGUGAAGGACCUGGGAGCUCCUCGGAUCCCCACGGAGCGUGGCGGCGGCAUUCCCGGGAAGAUGGAGAGCAAUCCGGUGCUGCUGGAAUCCAAGUCGUCCCCGCUGAACCUCCUGCACGAGAUGCAGCAGCUGCGGCUGCUGGGCCACCUGUGCGACGUGACGGUCAGCGUGGAGUACCAGGGCGUGCGCGCCGAGUUCCCGGCGCACAAGGCCGUGCUGGCCGCCACCAGCAAGUUCUUCAAGGAGGUGUUCCUCAACGAGAAGGCGGCUGACGGCCCCCGCAGCAACGUCUUCCUCAACGAGGUGCAGGUGGCCGACUUCGCCUCCUUCCUGGAGUUCGUCUACACGGCGCGCGUGGAGGUGGAGGAGGACAGGGUGCAGCGCAUGCUGGAGAUCGCCGAGAAGCUCAAGUGCCUGGACCUCUCCGAGACCUGCUUCCAGCUGAAGAGGCAGAUGCUGGAGUCCGUGCUGCUGGAGCUGCAGAGCUUCUCGGAGUCGCAGAGCCCCGAGGGGGAGAGCGCGGCCGAGGCCAAGCGGGAGCCCCCGGAGCCGCCGGCGGCCGAGGGGCCGGCUGCCAAAGCCAGGGAGAAGGCGGACAGAAAGAAGGAAGCGCUGAAGGCUCCGUACGCCAAGAUCCGCAGGGCGAGCGGGCGGCUGGCCGGCAGGAAGGUGUUCGUGGAGAUCCCCAAGAAGAAAUACACCCGCAGGCUGCGGGAGCAGCAGCGCGACGCCGGCGCCGCCGAGCGGGAGGAGCCGUCCCAGGGCGAGGAGGGGCAGUGCAAGCAGGAGGAGAGCUCCGGGGAAACCGAGGCCGCCCGCCCGGACAACCCGGCGGAAGGCGGCGAGGGGGACAGGAAGAAGCAGCGCGGUGGCGGCGGCAGCGGCGGGGGCUUCAAGUGCGGCACGUGCCAGAAGGAGUUCCUGUACGAGAAGAGCUUCCUGAAGCACGUGCAGCAGAGCCACGGGGCGGCGGCGGCGCCCGAGUUCCGCUGCGAGACGUGCGCGCAGACCUUCGCCAACCGCUGCAACCUGCGCAGCCACCAGCGGCACGUGCACAGCAGCGAGCGCCGCUUCCCCUGCGAGCUCUGCGCCAAGCGCUUCAAGCGCGGCAAGGACGUGCGGCGCCACGUGCUGCAGGUGCACGAGGGCGGCGCCGAGCGGCACCAGUGCCAGCAGUGCGGCAAGGCGCUCAGCUCCAGGACCGCCCUGCGCCUGCACGAGAGGACGCACACGGGACACAAGCCCUACGGCUGCCCCGAGUGCCAGGCCAAGUUCUCGCAGCCUUCCGCCCUCAAAACGCACAUGAGGAUCCACACGGGGGAGAAGCCCUUUGUGUGCGAUGAGUGCGGGGCGCGCUUCACCCAGAACCACAUGCUCAUCUACCACCGGCGCUGCCACACAGGGGAAAGGCCUUUCAUGUGUGAGACCUGUGGGAAGAGCUUUGCCUCCAAGGAAUACUUGAAACACCACAACCGGAUCCACACGGGAUCCAAGCCCUUCAAGUGUGAGGUUUGCUUCCGGACCUUUGCCCAGCGGAAUUCCCUCUACCAGCACAUCAAGGUCCACACAGAUCCACGACAAGAACACCCCCUGGAAAUCCUUCCUCGUCAUCGUGGAAGGAGCCACCAAGAACGACGAGGGGCACAAAACGGAGCUUCCCGACGAGGAAUACGAGGUGUCCCCCAAAAUCCCGGACAAGCUGCUGGCCUUCCCAGAGAACAGCCCCUACCAGAGCCUGGCAGCGGGGCCGGGAAGCGGGAAUUCCAGCACGGAGCGGAAGGGCUCCGGAGCGCAGGAAUCCCUGCUGGGAGAGCUCACCGUGCUGCACGCGCAGACAGACUCCGGGCAGCCCCAGCUCUGUUCAGCCCUGGUGAACAUGGAAUGAUUCGGGAUUGCCUCCCGCUCCUUGGGCUGCAGCCCUUGGACAGUCCCGGGCCUGAGGGAGGCCGGUGUUGGGAAGCUGGGAAAGAGCGGAUUUCCAGCUUUCCUCUGGACAUUCCUUCCCCAGCUCCAUCUCCUGGAGGUCGGGCGGGGUGGCACCGCACCAGGGAACGUGUGGGAGUGGAUUCCCCGGGAAUUCAGGUAGCUCGGUGGUGCAGGUGUGUUUUCCAGGGAAUUCGAUGCCACGUGGACAAUCAGGAGAAGCGAUGUUUCUCCCUGACAUUCGCUGUGUUUUCCCCAGUGGAAUUCCAUCCAGGAAAAGUCUGGCUGCGUUUGCUCUUCAGGAAAUGUUGGUUUCUCUCUGCUUUUGCCAAAGAUCCCCAGGAGUGGGAGUGGCUUUGGAGUUCCAUUCCAGGAGUUUGGAGUCUCUGAGCAGCAAAACGGGGCAGGUGGCAGCCAAGUGCUACUUCCAUGGUUUUACAAUUCCAUGGAAACUGGAGCAGUCUGGCACUUGGAUCCUGCCAGUUCUCACCUUCCAGCUGCUCCCAGGGAAUCGGGCACUUAGGAGGCCCGAACAUCUCCUGGAAUAAAGUCUGGGAAAAGGAGCUGUGCUGGGAAGGGCUCGGCUCAGAGGCUUCUCCUGCUCCUUUUUAGUGGAAUGGGAUUUGGGGGGAUUUCCCCAGGGCAGGGAAGGAGCCUUGGGAGCGUUGUCCAGCUGGGCCCGCUCCCGUUUUUUUCGGAGCAGCGAGUCCCUGCUGCGGUUUAACGCUCCAAACCUCGGGAUGGGCUUCCCAGAGGAAAAACCCGCAGCUUUUCCCGUUCCUUUUCCCACUCCUGUGCCUGUUCCUGUGGUAUUCCCCCGGCGAUCCCUCAGUGAAGAUGUGAGCAGAACUUUGGGAAAGGGAAGCACAAUCCAAGCCCGGUGAGACCCAGCAAUAAAGGAACCCUCCCCACCUGUGGCACAGAGCUGGUUUUUGGGAUAAAGGGAUGGCGGAGGCGUUCCCAGGGAAUUCUUAAGCAAGAAAAAAAAGGGAAUUUUUGUACCAGAGGACAUUUCCAAGGGGUUAUAUUUGAGAUAUUUAUUCUUCCUGCUGGAGCUCAGACAUUCCCAAUGGAAGGAAGGGGGUUGUAGGAAUAUUUAAAGGCUGAGCACUCGGAUCUGGAGCCGGGGAAUGUUUGGUAUUCCAGGAACAUACGGAAGUGAGUAACUUGUUUGAGCUGUUCCUAUUAAAAUACGGAAUAUGGAGACCUCA
Parus major (Great Tit) is the source of this 3400-nucleotide messenger RNA. RefSeq names its product GDNF inducible zinc finger protein 1 (gene GZF1). Gene Ontology annotation, biological process: regulation of immune system process; regulation of cytokine production; negative regulation of transcription by RNA polymerase II. The transcript is spliced from 5 exons. The record is from RefSeq and is a predicted model, not a curated record. Lineage: Eukaryota; Metazoa; Chordata; Aves; Passeriformes; Paridae. Bases 327 to 2579 code for a protein of 750 amino acids. Gene Ontology annotation, molecular function: RNA polymerase II cis-regulatory region sequence-specific DNA binding; DNA-binding transcription factor activity; protein binding.